Peromyscus californicus insignis is the source of this 3670-nucleotide messenger RNA. RefSeq names its product RAB7B, member RAS oncogene family (gene Rab7b). Lineage: Eukaryota; Metazoa; Chordata; Mammalia; Rodentia; Cricetidae. Gene Ontology annotation, cellular component: lysosome; phagocytic vesicle; late endosome. The coding region runs from base 484 to 1083 and encodes 199 amino acids. The record is from RefSeq and is a predicted model, not a curated record. The transcript has 6 exons. Gene Ontology annotation, biological process: endosome to lysosome transport; phagosome-lysosome fusion. Gene Ontology annotation, molecular function: GTPase activity; GTP binding.
ACUACGAAGUAAUUCGUCGUGUGUCCUGGCCUAACUACUUCUUCACCAGUGGGUGUUUAUAAGCAGCACUGGAAGGAUGCUCUUGAAGUCUUUGCUCAAGUUCCUGGUGACUUCCAUAAGAAAAGUUCCUAGAAGCAGAGGUCAGGCCUAUUUUGAGACUCGCCACACAUGCUGCCAAGUAGCUUUCCAGAAACAUAUACUGAUUUCACCCUCUCCAGCUUCAGCGAAGAGCCUGGUGAUUCUGCACGCACGGCAUACUUUGCCUGGGGGAGGGGCUCUCGUCCAUCCAAAGGCUCCAGGCAGUCCUGACAAUGGACCCCUUGUCCUGCCCACCCCAUCCCCUCUUCCCACACUGGCCUCCAUUCCUGGCUCUAGGCUGUGCUGUGUGCACGAGGUCUCUGUUCAGAUCUGUCCUGCUGUUUGGCACUCUGGGCUACCUCCCAGAGCAGGACUCUGAAGAGCUGAGGGGCUCUGAAGCUGCUCAUGAAUCCCCGAAAGAAAGUGGACUUGAAACUUAUCAUCGUUGGCGCUCUUGGUGUGGGAAAGACCUCUCUCCUUCACCAAUAUGUACACAAAACAUUUUUUGAGGAAUACCAGACCACACUGGGGGCCAGCAUCCUCUCCAAAAUUAUCAUACUGGAUGACACAACUUUGAAGCUCCAGAUCUGGGACACAGGUGGUCAAGAGCGGUUCCGCUCCAUGGUAUCAACGUUCUACAAAGGUUCCGAUGGCUGUAUCCUGGCGUUCGAUGUCACUGAUCCAGAGUCCUUUGAAGCCCUGGGUAUCUGGAGGGAUGACGUCCUGGCAAAGAUCAUCCCCAUGGAGCGGUCAUACCCCAUGGUGGUGCUUGGGAACAAAAUCGAUCUGGAAGACAGGAAGGUGUCCCAGGAGGUGGCCCAUGGAUGGUGUAAAGAGAAGGACAUGCCUUACUUUGAAGUUAGUGCCAAGAAUGACAUCAAUGUGGUACAAGCUUUUGAGGUUCUGGCCAGCCGGGCACUCUUGAGGUACCAAGGCACCGUAGAGAAUCACCUUGUGGACUCUAUCAAGCUCUCGCCAGGCCAGCCAAAGAGCAGGUGCUGCUGACUCCUGGACUCGUCCUUCAGACUCCUACCCGCAGCUGUGUGCAGACCACUCACUCCAAGCUCAACCCCACCAGUCCCCGGCGUGCCCCUACCAAGCCAGGAGGGCAGCAGGAGAGAGUGUCCCAGGCAAAUCCUGGCCCCAGAGAAGGCGCCACAGGAGUCUCGAUGGCUCAUACCUUCUGCCUCCCCUCCCCUGACACAGUCCUGCUCAUCUCUGCAGACAGGCUGCUCCCUUGAGCGCUGCGGACCUAUAGCUUCGGAUGACGCUGACAGUGUGGCUCUGCUUCAGCCAGGCGGAGGAGCCAGGACAUGGACCACUCACUCCUCCUGACAGGCAGAAGCCAACAGGCCUGAGACCUCCUGCGGCUUCUUCCAGGAAGAAGUGAGGAAGCAAGACGGGAAGCUGUUGUUCCUGCCUCCCAGGUGCUCAAACAGCUCCCAUAACUGACCAGGCCUCAGUGUGCCCAUCUGCCAGAUCAGCGGUCCCAAAGUCCCCCGUAUCCCACUGUGGUUUGAGGACCAGACGAUGCAUCUAAGUCCCACUUGCUGCUGCAGACACACAUGUUGACUUCUUCAGCAAGUGUUUUUGAUGCCUUCUCUGUACAUGGCACUGAGGACACUGAUAACACAUGUCCUUUUCUCCCAAAGGACAUCUGGAGAAAGAGAGGCAGCAGGCACGAAGCAGAACAGAUGACCGCAAUGAGGUGCUGUUUCAGACAAAGGGGUGCAAGGGGGCUUUCCUGUGGAGGUGACAGUUGGGCUCACAGCUACAGGAUGGGCUACAGGAAGGGCACGUUAGGAGAGGGAGCAGCGAGGCCAAGGCCUGGGGCGACGGACAGCUUGCUAUAUUCCUGAGGACUCAAAGUUGCUGUCCAGGGAAAUCCUGCCCCCAGAGGGCACCGUGAUGAUUUGGUGACUGACCACCAGGGGGCAGACGUGUCCUCUGCUUCCAGGCUGUGGCCUUUGUUCUGAGGACACUGGAAAAGCUGGUUGUUUCUGUCAAGUAGGCAGUUGAGGCUUGUUCCCAGGCUCCGGGUAUGUUGAACCUGGGCUGUUGGGUAAGAAUUCAAGUGUCCUGGGUAAAAACUUCAGGAUCCUUGAUUCAGGCGACAAAGCAAAACCAGAGACAAGUCCCAGGGCGACGUACCUAGAGAGCAUAUGGAUUCUGUGGCCCACGUUUCCAGGAUAUAACCUUCUUUUUCUCCUGGCUUCAGCAGCACAGAUAGGGUGGCCCAGUCUGAAGGAGGUGGACAGGAUGAACUUUCAGGGUCUUCCAUGGUCAGGUUCUCGCCUCAUGCCUACUGCAGACAUUCCCUGUCUCCACAGGAGUCUCCUUUCCUGAGUCCUAAGCAGAUCUGAGGUGUUAAUCUGAACCUGUAGGAAGAAGCACCUGACUGGUGCUCAAGGCACUAACCAGGGGACUCGAGGACCCCGUCUGCCCCCAGCCUAGCUCUGAAGUAGGAAGCAAACCGCCAUGGGCAGCAGCCACAGGAACAGAGUGCAUCCCUAGCAGACCACUGUCUGUGUCCUUCAGAGGUGAACGCUAUGCACUGCUCUCUCUCUCUCUCUCUCUCUCUCUCUCUCUCUCUCUCUCUCUCUCUCUCUCUCACACACACACACACACACACACACACACACACACACACACGCAUGGCUCUCCUGGGAGUCAGACUGUGAAGGGAUGUGUGGUGUGUGGGUGUGCAUCAACGUUAGCAUCACAAUGAACGUAUGGACCGUAUCUAAAUGUACAAACAACUAAUAAGCACCUCCUUUGUUUUCAUCCUUUGUAGAACAAUGACAGUCCCUUCUCGGUCUGUGGUGGCUGUCUCAGUUACCCACGGCCAACUGUGAACCAAAAAUAUUAAACAGCAAAUUUCAGAAAUAAAUAACUCACGACUUUCACAUCACAUGUCCUUUGGAGUAGUGUGACGAAUGCCUGUGCCGUUCUGCCCGGGCCAGUCAUCCUUCUAUUCAGUGUGUCCACGGUGUAUGUGCUACCCACCAUACUACCCAGGCCAGUCAUCCCUCUAUUCAGUGUGCCCACGGUGUAUGUGCUACCCACCAUACUACCCAGGCCAGUCAUCCCUCUAUUCAGUGUGCCCACGGUGUAUGUGCUACCCACCAUACUACCCAGGCCAGUCAUCCUUCUAUUCAGUGUGCCCACGGUGUAUGUGCUACCCACCAUACUACCCAGGCCAGUCACCCCUCUAUUCAGUGUGUCCACGGUGUAUGUGCUACCCACCAUACUACCCAGGCCGGUCAUCCCUCUAUUCAGUGUGUCCACGGUGUAUGUGCUACCCACCCACCAGUCCCUGGAGCUGUCUCAGCUGUCAUAUCAACAUUCAUCAUUUCCAAUGCCUCUGUUAAUAGGAGCCUAGAGCCAUGUCACGAUGCCCAGGUCAUUCAUCUCACUUUAUCUCAUCACACAGAUGUGGUAUCAUCCCGUCUCACCACAAAGGGACAAGGUUGAGAAUAGUACAUUAUUUUUGAAAUAUACGUCUCCAUCAUUUUUAUUAUUGUACAGACUCAGGAUCAUUUAUUUUAUUAUCAAUUGUUGUUCAUCUCUUGCUGUACCUAAUUUAUUCAUU